Messenger RNA from Anoplopoma fimbria (sablefish), 1068 nucleotides. RefSeq names its product retinal outer segment membrane protein 1b (gene rom1b). The record is from RefSeq and is a predicted model, not a curated record. Lineage: Eukaryota; Metazoa; Chordata; Actinopteri; Perciformes; Anoplopomatidae. Gene Ontology annotation, cellular component: membrane. Gene Ontology annotation, biological process: visual perception.
AUGGUGCUGCUGAAGAUAAAUUUCACCCUGGAGCGGCGGGUGCAUCUGGCCCAGGGCCUGUGGCUGAUGUCCUGGAUGGCAGUGAUGGGGGGCGUCAUCUUUUGUCUGGGGGUCUACCUCAAGACAGAGCUGCUCCGUAGGGCCGAGGUGAUGGACAACACGGAGAUCCACGUGGUGCCCAACAUCCUGAUGAUGGUGGGCCUGGCCUCCAUCGGCACCAACUGGGUUGCGAGUCGCGUGUGUCAGGACUCCUUGGACCCGACCCGCUUCCCGCGUUGGAAAGUUCCCCUGCUGGCGUGGUUUGCUGUAGCUGCAUUGAUCUGUUGUCUGCUCAUCGCUGUUGUGGUGCUCAGCUACGCCCUGCAGGGAAGCCUGGAGGAGUCCCUGAAGGUCGGCCUGAGGAACGGCAUUCGGUUCUACAAGGACACAGACGUGCCGGGUCGCUGCUUUCAGAAAGAGACCAUUGAUCGUCUGCAGAUGGAGUUCCGCUGUUGUGGAAACAACAACUUCAAGGAUUGGUUUGAAGUUCAGUGGGUCAGCAACAGAUACCUGAACUUCACCUCCAAGGAAGUCAAGGAUCGUAUCCGGAGUAAUGUGGACGGCCGUUACCUGUUGGACGGCAUUCCUUUCAGCUGCUGUAACCCCACCUCCCCUCGCCCCUGCCUGCGGUACCACCUGACAGAUAACAACGCCCACUUCAACUAUGAUUACCAUUCCGAGGAACUCAACCUAUACAACCGCGGAUGUAGGCAGGCGCUGACCGACUACUACAUUCAGCUGAUGAACUCAACUGGUCCUGGUGUGCUGUCAGUCAUCUUAAUACAGAUGUCAGUGCUCAUGAGUCUUCGUUACCUGCAGACGGCUGUGGAAACAGCCAUGCUUCUGGAGGACCCAGAGGCUGACAGUGAGGGUUAUUUGCUGGAGAAGGGUGUGAAAGAAACCAUUGAGGACCUCAAAAUCAAGGCCCUCACAAUGCUCAAGUUUGGGCAGGUUGACCCCAACGCCGCAGAGGAGUCCUCUGAGGCUGCAGAUGCCGAGAAAGAAGAGAAGGAUGCUCCUGCCAGUUAG